Messenger RNA from Drosophila albomicans, 2627 nucleotides. RefSeq lists its product as uncharacterized. The record is from RefSeq and is a predicted model, not a curated record. Lineage: Eukaryota; Metazoa; Arthropoda; Insecta; Diptera; Drosophilidae. The transcript is spliced from 2 exons. Bases 346 to 1200 code for a protein of 284 amino acids. Gene Ontology annotation, molecular function: catalytic activity.
UAUUGUCUAUUUUCACAACGAAAUAGAUUUUCCAAUUUUUCAAAGAGCUUAUUUAGAAGUAAUAAGUCUGAAUAAUUUAACUAAAGUAAUGAAAACAAGUUUGAAAUUAAUUGACUUACAAACCUUCUACGAAUGAUUGCAAGUUGACACACAGCCUCCUCGUGGCACCGCCUGGGUAGCUAUCUUAGCAUCCGCUAGAUAAUGAGCUAAUGUGUGCAGCGAGUCAUCCGGACGGUAAAUGGUUGAGCGCAGGGUUUGGAACCCGCCUCGGAAAAAAGAAGCCCAAGGAAAACCAAAGCGAAAGCCUCGAAUAGGAUCCCCCCUUAUGUUGACGACCACCCCAAAAUGAAAAAGGACUACGAUUUAAGGAUAUGCACCUGGAAUGUCCGAACCCUUAAUUGGGAAGGUGCCUCUAUCCAACUGGCGGAUGCCCUCGAAAAAUUAAAGGCUGACAUUACCGCCAUCCAGGAAAUGAGAUGGACAGGACAAGGUUGCUCCAAGCGAGCAAACUGCGAUAUCUACUACAGCUGCCAUGCGGAGAGGCGCGAAUUUGGAUGCGGAUUUGUAGUAAGCCGGAGACUUCGCCACCACGUCUCCAAUUUUACCCCAGUGGGUGAACGGCUUGCUACAAUCCGCGACAAAGCUAGAUUUUUCAAUCUUAGCAUAAUUUGCGCGCACGCCCCGACGGAGGAGAAGGACGAUGCUGUUAAGGAUGCACUCUACGGAAUGCAUGCCUCAAGCGUGAUGGACGUGCGUACGUUUCGUGGAGUCAACAUAGACUCGGACCACUAUCUUAUCGCAGCCAAGAUACGCAUGCGGCUAUGCCGAGCGAAAAACGUACGCCCCAUCACGCAACGAAAGCUUGACGUCACUAGGCUGCGAUCACAACGGACAGCAACAGCCUACUCCACUCACUUCUCGGAACUGCUCCACCAACCUACCCCUCUCCCUGUUGACGCCGGCGGACUCUGGGCGCACAUAUCCCACUCCAUGCGAGCUGCCGCUGAAAUAACCAUUGGGUUCAAGCGCCCACCCACACGGAACCAAUGGUAUGACGAGGAGUGUCGCGUCGCAGCUGCGGCAAAAAACGCCGCCUACAGAAAAACGCUGCAGUCUGGCGCAACGCGAGCUACGUGUGAUCGUUACAGGGAGAACAGGAAGGAAGAGAGGCGACUUUUUAAAUGGAAAAAAUGGGAGUAAGAAAAGCGAGAGUGCGAGGAACUCGAGGUGUUGCAAGACAGAAAUGAUGCUCGAAAAUUUUACCAACAAGUCAACCGUCUGACACAUGGUUUCAAGACCGGAGCAUCUAACUGUCGAGAUGAAAACGGGAAUCUGGUUACAGAUACGCAGUGCACGCUGAGGUUAUGGAGGGCGCAUUUCUCCAAGCUGCUAGCAGGCGAUGACGGCACCAAUCCCGCCAUUGGAGGAAGCAACCCGAUACCACCAAUCGACGACAAUGUGGAUAUACCACUACCUAGCCAUGACGAGGUCCGAGUUGCUAUUAUGCGACUCAAAAACAACAAAGCAGCCGGUGCUGAUGGACUGCCUGCAGAGUUGUUUAAGGCCGGCGGCGAAGAACUGAUAAGGUGAAUGCAUCAGCUCUUCUGCAAAAUAUAGCUAGAAGAAAGCAUGCCCAACGAUUGGAAUCUCAGCGUCCUUUGUCCUGUGCUGAAGAAAGGCGACCCGACGAUAUGCGCCAACUACCGGGGAAUCAGCCUGAUUGCCAUAUCAUAUAAGGUCCUAUCGAGCGUAAUAUGUGAACGACUGAAGCCAUACACCAGCACACUGAUCGGACCUUAUCAGUGCGGCUUCAGACGUGGUAAAUCCACAUAAGUGUCCAGCUCCUUGCUUACGCUGAUGAUAUUGACAUCAUUGGCCGCAGCAAGCGUGAUGUCACUGCUGCAUUUUCCGCUAUCGAAAAAGAGUCAGCAAAAGUGGGUUUGGCGGUAAACGAGGGCAAGACGAAGUAUAUGCUGUCGACAAGCAGGGGACGACGAAGGGGACGUCCAAAUCUCCGAUGGAAGGACCAAGUAGAGCAGGACCUCAAUCUACUGGGUAUUUCCAAUUGGAGGAGGCGCGCGAAGAGCAGAGGCGCCUGGAGGGAGACGCUGAGAUCGGCCAAAACCCGAAAUGGGAAGUAGUGCCACCUAAUAAUAAAUAAUAAUAAAACAAAGCAUAAAGCUACUAAUAGAACCCCAGCAGACAUUUUUAUUUAUGCAGGAACCCCUGAGUAUAAUUCACAAGAAAACAAAGUUGAAGUAGAUACAAGAUUUAGACAAGCCCCGUUAGUAAAGUCUAAAACAACGAACCCUUUCAAAAAUACAGGUAAUAUAAAGAAACUUGACGAAAAUCGUUUUGAAGAAACAAACAGAGGAAGAAAAGUAGCCCGUUAUAAAUCAAAAUUUAAAAUGAAAGUAAUUAAUAAAAGAGAAUAUUACAAUCAACCCGCUCAGCAUGGUUCAAUCCAAUAACAAAUUAAAUUUUUCUGACGUCUUAUAUACCAAUUGGCAAUCUCGAAGUUACAACUUUCCAAAUAAUUCCAUACCCAGACGGAAAUUAAUGAAAACAUUGAAGGGAAAUUUUAUUUACAUAAUAACUUUGUUAGAUAUACUAUUUCAAAAAAGUUC